UGCUCUCUUCUCGCGAGAACUGCUCCUCCCAUCCUCUCCUCUCACGAAGCCCCGCCCACGAAGAGGUUCCAUAUUGGGUAAAAUCUCGGCUCUCGGAGAGUCCCGGGAGCUGUUCUCGCGAGAGUACUGCGGGAGGCUCCUGUUUGCUGGCUGUGGAACCGCGACCACUGGAGCCUCAGCGGGCGCAGCAGCUGGAGCGGGAGUACUGCGACGCAGCUCGGAGUCGGCCUUGUAGGGACGAAGGUGCAGGGAGAUCGCGGCGGGCGCAGCCUUGAGCGCCGGAGCGCGUCCCUGCCCUUAGCGGGGCUUGCCUCAGUCGCAGGGGCGCAUCCAGCCGCGGCGGCUGACAGCAGCCGCGCGCGCGGGAGUCUGCGGGGUCGCGACAGCCGCACCUGCGCGGGCGACCAGCGCAAGGUCCCCGCCCGGCUGGGCGGGCAGCAAAGGGCCGGGGAGAGGGUGCGGGGGCAGGCGGGGGCCCCAUAGGGCCACCUUCUUGCCCGGCGACUGCCGCUGGAAAAUGUCUCAGGAGAGGCCCACGUUCUACCGGCAGGAGCUGAACAAGACAAUCUGGGAGGUGCCCGAGCGUUACCAGAACCUGUCUCCAGUGGGCUCCGGCGCCUAUGGCUCUGUGUGUGCUGCUUUUGACACAAAAACAGGGUUACGUGUGGCAGUGAAGAAGCUCUCCAGACCAUUUCAGUCCAUCAUUCAUGCCAAAAGAACCUACAGAGAACUGCGGUUACUUAAACAUAUGAAACAUGAAAAUGUUAUUGGUCUGUUGGACGUUUUUACACCUGCAAGGUCUCUGGAGGAAUUCAAUGAUGUGUAUCUGGUGACCCAUCUCAUGGGGGCAGAUCUGAACAACAUUGUGAAAUGUCAGAAGCUUACAGAUGACCAUGUUCAGUUCCUUAUCUACCAAAUUCUCCGAGGUCUAAAGUAUAUACAUUCAGCUGACAUCAUUCACAGGGACCUAAAACCUAGUAAUCUAGCUGUGAAUGAAGACUGUGAGCUGAAGAUUCUGGAUUUUGGACUGGCUCGGCACACAGAUGAUGAAAUGACAGGCUACGUGGCCACUAGGUGGUACAGGGCUCCUGAGAUCAUGCUGAACUGGAUGCAUUACAACCAGACAGUUGAUAUUUGGUCAGUGGGAUGCAUAAUGGCCGAGCUGUUGACUGGAAGAACAUUGUUUCCUGGCACAGACCAUAUUGAUCAGUUGAAGCUCAUUUUAAGACUCGUUGGAACCCCAGGGGCUGAGCUUUUGAAGAAAAUCUCCUCAGAGUCUGCAAGAAACUAUAUUCAGUCUUUGACUCAGAUGCCGAAGAUGAACUUUGCGAAUGUAUUUAUUGGUGCCAAUCCCCUGGCUGUCGACUUGCUGGAGAAGAUGCUUGUAUUGGACUCAGAUAAGAGAAUUACAGCAGCCCAAGCCCUUGCACAUGCCUACUUUGCUCAGUACCACGAUCCUGAUGAUGAACCAGUGGCCGAUCCUUAUGAUCAGUCCUUUGAAAGCAGGGACCUCCUUAUAGAUGAGUGGAAAAGCCUGACCUAUGAUGAAGUCGUCAGCUUUGUGCCACCGCCCCUCGACCAAGAAGAGAUGGAGUCCUGAGCACCUGGUUUCUGUUCUGUCGAUCCCACUUCACUGUGAGGGGAAGGCCUUUUCAUGGGAACUCUCCAAAUAUCAUUCAAGUGCCUCUUGUUGCAGAGAUUUCCUCCAUGGUGGAAGGGGGUGUGUGUGCGUGUUAGUGUGUGUGCAUGUGUGUGUCUGUCUUUGUGGGAAGGUAAGACAAUAUGAACAAACUAUGAUCACAGUGACUUUACAUGAGGUUGUGGAUGCUCCGGGGCAGCCUCCACCUUGCUCUUCUUUCUGAGAGUCGGCUCAGGCAGGCAAGCUUCUGUCUUUUUAGGAAUAUGUUCAAUGCAAAGUAAAAAAAUAUGAAUUGUCCCCAAUCCUGGUCAUACUUUUGCCAUUUUGGCUUCUCCUGUGACCCCCACCUUGACGGUAGGGCAUAGACUUGACAACAUCCCACAGUGGCACAAGAGAAGGCCCACACCUUCUGGUUGCUUCAGACCCGACGCUGUCCCUUAGUGAUGCGUACAGCCAAAAAGGACCAGCCGGCUUCUGUGCACUAGCCUGUGAUUAACUUGCUUCGUAUGGUUCUCAGAUCUUGACAGGUGUAUUUGAAACUGUAAAUAUGUUUGUGCCUUAAAAGGAGAGAAGAAAGUGUAGAUAGUUAAAAGACUGCAGCUGCUGAAGUUCUGAGCCGGGCAAGUCGAGAGGGUUGUUGGACGGCUGCUUGUGGGCCCGGAGUAACCAGGUAGCCUUCAGAGGCGGUCAUGUGUGCAUGUGAGUGCAUGCGUAUAUGUGCGUCUCUCUCUCUCCCUCACCCCCAGGUGUUGCCAUUUCUCUGCUUACCCUUCACCUUUGGUGCAGAGGUUUCUUGAAUAUCUGCCCCAGUAGUCAGAAGCAGGUUCUUGAUGUCAUGUACUUCCUGUGUACUCUAUUUCUAGCAGAGUGAGGAUGUGUUUGCAUGUCUUGCUAUUUGAGCAUGCACAGCUGCUUGUCCUGCUCUCUUCAGGAGGCCCUGGUGUCAGGCAGGUUUGCCAGUGAAGACUUCUUGGGUAGUUUAGAUCCCAUGUCACCUCAGCUGAUAUUAUGGCAAGUGACAUCAUCCUCUCUUCAGCCCCUAGUGCUAUUCUGUGUUGAACACAAUUGAUACUUCAGGUGCUUUUGAUGUGAAAAUCAUGAAAAGAGGAACAGAUGGAUGUAUAGCAUUUUCAUUCAUGCCAUCUGUUUUCAACCAACUAUUUUUGAGGAGUUAUCAUGGGAGAAGAUCAGGGCUUUUCCCAGAAAUAUCCCAAACUUCAGAAACAAGUUAUUCUCUUCACUCCCAAUAACUAAUGCUAAGAAAUGCUGAAAAUCAAAGUAAAAAAGUAAAGCCCAUAAGGCCAGAAAACUGCUGUCUUUCUCUAAAUAUGAUUACUUUAAAAUAAAACAGUAACAAGGUGUCUUUUCCACUCCUCUAUGGAAAAGGGUCUUCUUGGCAGCUUAUCAUUGACUUCUUGGUUUGGGGAGAAAUAAAUUUUGUUUCAGAAUUUUGUAUAUUGCAGGAAUCCUUUGAGAAUGUGAUUCCUUUUGAUGGGGAGAAAGGGCAAAUUAUUUUAAUAUUUUGUAUUUUCAACUUUAUAAAGAUAAAAUAUCCUCAGGGGUGGAGAAGAGUUGUUUUCAUAAUUUGCUGAAUUUCAGGCAUUUUGUUCUACAUGAGGACUCAUAUAUUUAAGCCUUUUGUGUAAUAAGAAAGUAUAAAGUCACUUCCAGUGUUGGCUGUGUGACAGAAUCUUGUAUUUGGGCCAAGGUGUUUCCAUUUCUCAAUCAGCGCAGCGAUAAACAUGCUCCAGAGGGACUGGGUGGACCCCCGAGUCAACUGGAGCAAGAAGGAAGGAGACAGACUGAUGUUGAUUCCCUCUCAGCCGGGACUCUCCCCCUUUCAAGGAGAGUGAACGUAAAGGCCUCAUCUCCUUUAUUGCAGUUCAAAUCCUCACCAUCCACAGCAAGAUGAAUUUUAUCAGCCAUGUUUUGGUUGUAAAUGCUAGUGUGAUUUCCUACAGAAAUACUGCUCUGAAUAUUUUGUAAUAAAGGUCUUUGCACAUGUGACCACAUACGUGUUAGGAGGCUGCAUGCUCCGGAAGCCUGGACUCUUAAGCUGGAGCUCUCGAAAGAGCUCUUCGGUUUCUGAGCAUAAUGCUCCCAUCUCCUGAUUUCUCUGAACAGAAAACAAAAGAGAGAAUGAGGGAAAUUGCUAUUUUAUUUGUAUCCAUGAACUUGGCUGUAAUCAGUUAUGCCAUAUAGGAUGUCAGACAAUACCACUGGUUAAAAUAAAGCCUAUUUUUCAAAUUCAGUGAGUUUCUCAAGUUUAUUAUAUUUUCCUCUUGUUUUUAUUUAAUGCACAAUAUGGCAUUAUAUCAAUAUCCUUUAAACUGUGACCUGGCAUACUUGUCUGACAGAUCUUAAUAUUACUCCUAACAUUUGGAAAAUGUUGAUAAAGCUCCUUAGUUGUACAUUUUUUGGUGAAGAGUAUCCGGGUCUUUGCUGUGGAUGGGUAAAGCAAGGAGCAAAUGACGAGGUAUUAAGCACUGGGGCCUGUCUUAUCUACACUUGAGGGUAAGAGUGGCCAAAAUGACAGGGCUCAGCAGACUGUGGCCUGAAGGCCAAAUCUGGCCCACCAACCGUUUGGUGUAGUCUGCUAAGAAUGGCUUUUACAUUUUUAAAUGGUUGGGAAAGAAAAACAAAAAGAAGUAGUAGUUUUUUAGCAGGUAAAAAGUAAUGUAAAACUUAAAUUCCAGUAUCCAUAAAUAAAGUUUUAUGAGAAUA
This is a messenger RNA of Rhinopithecus roxellana (golden snub-nosed monkey), 4363 nucleotides long. It is a transcript of the gene MAPK14, whose product is annotated as mitogen-activated protein kinase 14. NCBI's taxonomy places the organism in Eukaryota, Metazoa, Chordata, Mammalia, Primates, Cercopithecidae. Gene Ontology annotation, cellular component: nucleus; cytoplasm. The transcript has 12 exons. Bases 518 to 1600 code for a protein of 360 amino acids. The record is from RefSeq and is a predicted model, not a curated record. Gene Ontology annotation, biological process: p38MAPK cascade; protein phosphorylation. Gene Ontology annotation, molecular function: ATP binding; MAP kinase activity.